Pterocles gutturalis (yellow-throated sandgrouse) is the source of this 627-nucleotide messenger RNA. Its product is annotated as stromal membrane-associated protein 1-like. Gene Ontology annotation, molecular function: GTPase activator activity. The record is from RefSeq and is a predicted model, not a curated record. The annotation marks the transcript as partial. Lineage: Eukaryota; Metazoa; Chordata; Aves; Pterocliformes; Pteroclidae. The transcript is spliced from 3 exons. Gene Ontology annotation, biological process: regulation of clathrin-dependent endocytosis.
AUGGACGUACUGGAGAGUGUUGAAGAAAUGGCCACGGAGAUGGUGAAGGGACAGGAGCAUCUCUCCUGUGAGGAGAGGCUGAGAGAGCUGGCACUGUUCACCCUGGAGGCUCAGGGGGACCUCAUCAAUAGCAUUUCCACUAAACCAGCAGCUGCCACCUUGUCUGCAGCAUCCGGAGAUCUUGAUCUAUUCACUGAGCAAACAACCAAAUCUGAAGAGUCGGCAAAGAAACAACUCUCCAAAGACUCCAUCUUAUCACUGUAUGGCACAGGGACCAUGCAGCAGCAAAAUGCUCCGGGUAUGUUCAUGGGAUCAUCUUCUAUGCCAUUUACCACACAACCAUCAACUCAUUUCCAAGGCUUUCCAGCCAUGGGAGUUCCUGUGCCUGCAGCAACUGGGAUGAUGGGAAACAUGAUGGGACAAUCGGUGCCAGUUAUGGGACAGAGCACAGGCGUGAUGGUAGGAAUGGGAAUGCCCAAUGGAUUUACUGGUGCUACACAAACUGGUGUGAUGGGACUUCCUCAAAAUGUCGUUGGACCUCAAGGUGGAAUGGUGGGACAGAUGGUCACCCCACAAAAUAAGUAUGGAUUGCAACAAAACCAACAAGCUCAAUGGAACCUCUCUCAG